AUGGGCAAAUCUAGUUCCUUGGUUUCAGCCAUGUCUGAAACUAAAAAGAAAAUUAUGGACAAGUAUAGUUCCAUGUCUGAUGAAAAAAAGAAAAUUCUCAAGCGUCUAGGCAUAGGGUGCGGCAUCAUCUUAAUCAUGGGCGUCGUCAUUGGCUUAAUAGUUGGUCUUCGCAUUGUCCCUCCCAUGGUUAAAGCCACAGUCACCAAUGCUUCUCUAACCCAGUUCAAUCUCAGCAGCAACAACAUUCUCUACUACAACCUUGCACUCGACGUUGCCCUCCGAAGCAGUACCGGAACCAAGGUAAACUACAAGCGCAUCAAAGUCACUGCAAAAUAUAAGAAGAUGUUCACGUUAGGGACUUUUACUUCGCCACCUUUUAAGCAAGGCGCCAAGAACAAGACCAUUGUUCUUCAUCCAAAUUUUCAAGGGCAGCAGUUUGUGAUGCUUUCGGAAAACGACCUCUCUGUGUUUCGUUCAGAGACUGCGGCCGGCGCUUACGCUAUCGAUGCGGUGGUUGAUCUGAAGAUCAAACCAUUCGCUUGCAGAACACAAGGGAAGUGCUUGUUGAAGGUCCCCUUGAGUUUGAAUCAUACAUCUGCUAGUAGUAGUUUCAAGGCUACACAGUGUCCAAUGCGUCUUGUCUGCUCAAAGACAAAAGGCUUCUCAAAGACAAAGACAAAAGGCUUCCCAAAGCAGCGUAUACAUUGGAAUACAUAG
Messenger RNA from Fragaria vesca subsp. vesca, 717 nucleotides. RefSeq lists its product as uncharacterized. The record is from RefSeq and is a predicted model, not a curated record. Lineage: Eukaryota; Viridiplantae; Streptophyta; Magnoliopsida; Rosales; Rosaceae. Gene Ontology annotation, biological process: defense response to other organism. The transcript has a single exon. The coding region runs from base 1 to 717 and encodes 238 amino acids.